UUGUUUGCGGAAUGUACACUAUGUGAGAAGAAUGGCGGACUAGAAUGUCUGGAUGACUUUGCGAAUCUUACAGCUGGCUUUUGGUGGAAGUGGAAACAUCAUACACACUUAGAAGUGUAUAGAAACUUCAUUAAAAACGUAACCAAUUUCUCCUUUACUCCUGAAUUACACAAAGCAAAUGAUUCCGGCAUUGAGUACCCGUACACCAUACCUCAACCGUACAGAUGUCCCAUAGCAGAAGCUUGUAAGGGAGGUUUGAAUUCUUCAUGUGAGGCUGGUUAUGAAGGACCGCUAUGUGCAGUUUGCAGUGAUGGAUAUCACAAAAAACUGAAGAAAUGCAAGUUGUGCCCAACAAAAGGAUGGAUGAUCGGACAGCUUGUAAUUAUUGGGGUAUUAAUUAUCAUACUGGUUAUACUUGUGGCGUGGAGAAGCAAGAAAAAGAACAAAAAAGACGCUGGACGAUCUUUCCUUGACAAGGUCCUCGGAGAGAUUAAAAUUGUUAUUGGUUUUUAUCAGGUGCUGUUUGGUAUCAUGGAGGCGUUUUCAUACAUAAAAUGGCCUGGAAGUCUUUCCGUUAUUGGGGAAUAUUCAGAUAUUAUUCAGAUGAACAUUCUUCAGAUAGCUCCCCUCCACUGCAUCUUUCCUGACUUGGAAUUUGACGCACUCACAAGUUUAUUUGCAGUUAUGGGAUUGAAUAUUGCAGCAGUCAUCGUCGCCCUUGCUAGCCUUGCCCUUGCCACUUGGAUAUCGACACGACAUAUGUCGAAUGAAGAAGAAAAAAUGAAGAUAAAGGAGCGCAUUAAAGCGAUAGUAAAGAGAAAUCUGUUUUUCUUUCUUUUCGUGACCUAUCUGAACACUUGCCUAAAAACAGCUCAAGUCUUACCUCUGGCCUGCCAUAGACUCUGCGUUGACCCCAAAAAAGAUGAAAGCUGCGAGGAGUAUUUGAAGGCCGACUACAGCAUUAACUGCAAAGGAGAGAGAUAUAAACGGUUAGUCAUCGUGGGAUACUGUUCCAUUGUGUAUGUGAUUGCUUUGCCUGCUGCUGCUUUUACAGCAAUUUGGAAAAGGAAAAGAGCUGAAAAGAAAAAUGAAUCAAGCGACACAAAUGGUUCGGAAGACCAAACUACCGUGCAAACGGGGCUUCGUUUUUUGCACGAAAACUACAACCCUCGGUGUUGGUAUUGGGAGCUGGUGGAAACAUUUCGAAAGGUUAUUUUAACCUCUGGAUUGAUCCUUUUGGGUGGGGAAAGCAGAGCUUACAUUGGCCUAGCUUUGGUUUUUUCUGGUCUGUAUGGUAUCUAUUUCGCGUGGAAAAGCCCAAUAAAAGAUCCAUUCGAAAACAAGCUUAUGCUAUCUUCACUUGCCGUUACCUUCGUAAACCUUGCAAUAGGAGCCGUGAGUUCAAUCCCAAGUGAACGUUUUGAGUCAUCAGUCGACCUAAUCCUGGAUAACCUGCUGUUCAAUGGCUUGGUCUUUAUUGCCAAUUCCUUGGUUAUUGGACUCCUUGUUGGUAAGUUAUGAAAAUUCAUUGUAUUUGUCUGUCCCAAAACCCUUAUAUGUUACAGGCAGGCUCAUACCUUAACUUGGGCAUCAUGAUUUAUUGUUCAAAGUUCUUGCAAUAAAAGUUGUAUAGAUUACUUCAUAGUUUAUAAUUGAAAAGCGCGCACGAUUUUUAUUCACAAGUUCAUUACAAGUGAAUAGAUAUCGUACAAAUUAACCAUAACCUUGAAGUAAUUUUUUUCAUUCUUUUACCAUUUUUUAUCUUUUUUUUACUUUGAUCAAAAUCAAAUCACCGUGGGAAAGUUUAUUAGUAUUUCCUUAAUCAAUAUUAAAUCAUUAUUGUACUUGUUAUAAAAUAAUAUAGAAACAUGCAGCCAUGAAACAAAUAUUUAUCAUAGAUGAGGCUCCUUCUCGGGAGUCGACAUUCAUAACAAUUCUUGGAUCAAUUUAGGUUUCCGGGGAAACUGCCCACCUACCCCUCCCCUAAGCUAACAUUAACACUUACUUCUCACUUUGGGCAAAAUGAUGGCUUAGGGGAGGGGUAGGUGGGUAGUUCUCCCAGACACCUAAAUUGAUCCCAAUUCUUUGUCAUACGGUAUUUUUAUCUCCUCCUCUUAAAGAGCAAGGAAAGAGUUUGCGUUAGGUUUAUUUCCUUUUCUUUUAAGUUUUAGAUACAUUUGUUUUUUGUUCUAAAGCUUUUCGUGUCUGUUCAAGCUUAGCGUCUUUCGCAAUGCUGAAACUGGAAUUAUUCGUCUUUAAAUACCGUUCAAAACUGGCCAUUAAAGAUGACGUAAAGGACUGGCCUCAUAGUCAUCUCACACAUACAGCUCCUUCGGGGCAAUUUCUUUCCUUGACUCGUUAAUCGUCGUUUAAAUCGAUUUUCUUUGUGUGUGUGUGUGUUUUUUUUCUCGUUUUCGUGGCUCUCGAUAAAUUUCUUGAUUGAUUCUAAUGUCUAUAAACCCUGCAGAACUUUUCAGAACUUUUUCACUUUUGGCAAGUGUACGCACCAAAAAGCAGGAAACAAUACAAUUUUUGCCACUUAAGUGAACAAAUCCGUCUGAGGCCUGUGAUUGGUCAUAAGAUAUAUGUAGAAAGAACUGAUUUUUUUUGCUAACCUGGUUUUCAAAAAUCCAGGUAGUAGAUAUAUAAAUUUAGUAUAUACUAAAACAGUGGAUAGUGUUUUUUGCGCGCUCUGAUUGGCUAUUCAAUCAGUGAAUAUCCUGCACUAGUCACUGAUUCACCUCCAGUUCCUCCGACCGAGAGUCGUCAAACUCGCAUACUUGCGAGCAAAAUGCCUUCCGGGUUUCCUGCCGUAACACACAAAAAAAUUUCACAAAUAAUCAAGCGAGCUGUUCCCGAAAUACACAAAGAAGGUGACGAAGUUCGGUUUGGGCGUUUUAACAGGUCAUGCUUUGUCUUAGUUCGACUUGAAUUUAUCGAUGAAACCGGUGGAAAAGUUUUUUGUUUACAAAUGCGAAGUCUUGCCUGAUUACUUCAUUUAGUUGACUUGUUAAUAAAUAAGCUCAAAACUAAAUUUAAUAAUCUUUUUUUACAGAAUGAUUUUAAAUACCAAACGAAUACACGACUCCUUUUGAAGAAAUUUCCCCGCAAGAUCUAAAUAAAUGCCCUUAAAAGUUUUAUUUGUCGGCAAGAAAAAGCGACGGCCGCGGCCGUUCUGUCAUUGCGCGCCAAAUUUGUAAUCGUUCGCAACAGUAAAUGAGUUAAAAAUCAUCAUUUUUGUGUUCAAUUAUGUCACUGUUUUAGUAUAUGCUAAAACAAUUAUUCACCUCAGUGUCGGUGGCUAGUAAACCGUGUCUCGGUAAAUAGUCACCACUUGCUACCGACACUGAGGUGAAUAAUUGUUAUAUAAUUUUUUUUUACCAGUGAGCAAAUUGCAUGACGAAUCAGAUUUUUUUUUGUUUCUGACGAACCAGCUUUGUUUAGAGUAAAUCAUUAAUUACAUAAUGAAUCUCUAUGGUUUUUUAAAAAAAAAAAACAAUGUAUUAUUACGCUUGACCUGAACAAGGAAAAUGCUUAACAGCACGGUCAGGAAAUAUCUAGCAUUGAGUGGCAAGAGUUGAAAAAUCGAUUCCUUUAUUCUUUUUUCCAUAUACAGCUUUUAGGUAGAUAAGAAACGUGCUGUAAAUUGUUUUCACCAAUAAGCCUUUUAUUUGCCACAAAAAUUAAAAUAUCGGUUUUCAAGUCUCAAAAUGGCCCAUUUUUUUUUAAACUAAAAUUCGCUAACAUCAACUUUACUCGCGUUCGCAACCAAAGCCGCAUGAACAAAUUUGGACACUUCCCAUAACAGAACAAUUUUUUUUUUCACUGUUAGAGUAACUUUCAGGGAAAUAGCGAGAUUUGUCGAACUUAAAUAAUUCAAAAAAGAAGAAUAGGUUUUCACGAUAGCCAAAGCUUAACCCUCGGACGUACACGUACACGCACACGUACCCCCACUGUGGUAAAAGGGGGAGGGGGUGCCUUGAUGGAACCCAUCUUCUGAGUUUUUGAUAUGUCGCAGUAUUUCGAAACGAAGCCUUCAAUGAAAAGCCUUUGAAGGUGAGGUAUAUUUUGUGAGGUAUAUUUUAUGAGGCCUGUGGCGUCACCAAACACGGCUGCCAUCUCGGCCACCAUCUUGGAUUUUAUCAAGAAUUGGAAAUCAAGUAAAACCCGCUAGAAUUGAUAAUUUUGUUGUGCUUAACAGCGCCUGUCCGUAAAAAUCAAACAUAUCGCGGCAAAGGUGGAAAAUUCGAUUUCUUUCAUAUUUUAAUGUUAGAUAGGCUAGGGUAUAACUAAAAUCACUGUAUUGAUUUUUCGGUGAAAUAUCCUUUUAUUUCAGAGAUAAUUGCAAAUAUCCAAAAUCCGUUGAAAUCGCCAUUUGAGGCGCUCAAUUAUUACAUGGGUUGGAAAGCCUAGAAUGCAAAAACCGAUUUCACUACCGCCUUUUAAACAUCACAGCCUUCUUUUACAACUUCUAAAUAUCUGUUAACAUGAUUUGGGGAGAUAGCGCUCUCCUCUUUGUAUACAAAAUAAAAAAUACAAUUUCCUUCAGUCAAAGUAAUGGGUGAAAAAACAUAAUUUUUACCAUGUGCGAAACCUUCAAAUCGAUUAAGCUGCUGGUGGUUGAAUGUCAGAAGGAUGGUCUACAGAUUCCUGUAAAAAUUUCUUUGGGCAAAGGAUUACUAGCGACGAGAGAGCUUUACAAAAUCUGUUAAAAAUGCAGAUGUUUGACCUUCCGCGGUCAACUUUGAAGUUGCGAGUCGGACAUAAAAUUUUGUUCCUUCACUUGUCUAAACCCGCAUUAAGUUAAAAUAAGCAGAUAGAAAACCGUUUCGAAAUGUUUUCACCUUAUUAUGAGCAGUAAACGACCGGUCCAAAGAUCAUUUUAGCACGAUUUUCGGUUGUUCGUCGCUUGACCUCUGGUUUGCAACCGCUGCAAUAUGCACCUCAUACCCGACAGACCGAGUGAACUUUCGACGUCUUCAAAGGUCGAAUACUAAUCUUUGAUCAGUUUAGGCGAAUUUUAUUACGAUUGCAUCUUCUUCGACGGUUUAUAGCCAUUUGUUAAACACUGCUUUACACUGCACGAAAAUAUAUAUCUGACCGGUGCUACAAUAGCACAAUAAUGUCCGCGACGCUGUUUGUCACUCAAUACUGUCACGUGCAUUUAACGGGGGAGGAGUGGUGUUGCUUGAAAGUACAUAAAUACGCCUAGAAACCCUUUAUAAACGACUAAAGAGUUUAAAAGCCGAUUUAUCAACUUAUACUACGCAAUUGCAACAUGGCUUGCUUGCUUCAUCUUUGUUAAACUCUAGUUUCUACUUGAACCACUCAGUAGCCUGUGCCAGGCUCUCAGAUAGUAUAGUGCAGACGUAUUAAGGUGGCUCGACUGGAUUUUUGGGGGUUGAUACCUCCCAACUUUGAGCAUUAACUACGUCGGCAUGAGUAAAGGUAUGGAAAAAAGGUUACCACAACUGUAUUAUAUAAAGAUGAAAAUUUCUUAUGAUCUGGGUUUUAUUGCAAUCGGAGUCGCCAUGGCAACGUAAUGACGCCAUUACGUUUUUCAUUUAUCUUUGUGUUUCUCUGUUCCAGGAGUUUUUUGAUGAAAUCGCUUAAGGGAGUAUGUACCUGCUAUAAUUGCCUCCAUUAUGGUAAAGUUUGAACAAAUUCUAUGAGAGCGUUUUCGAAGUAUUUUGAAAUGUAGUUUUAAGAAUGAUAAAAACAGUGAAAUAGCAUGCUACCUACACAAUUCGCUAAUAUUUUAAGAAAAUGAUAAGCUUUGGGAACGAGGCUUCAUCUCAUAGUGGUUUGACUCCAUUGAAAACUGCAUCCAAAAAAAGAGGGGAAUUGCUCUGGGCGAUCCCGAGUAAGAAGAAUUUUAUUAACUUGCAUUCAGCUGCUUUUGAUACAGUUUUUGGACGUAAUUUGGUCCAUGCCUAAGAAUUUCGCAUUUUUCCAAAAACCGCUCGAUAAAUUUUUUUAUAAAUUCGACAAUCUCGAGAUCAAUUAUCAAGAAAUAUUCAAUGCAAGUUUCAAGAACAUUGAAAAUAGGGAAGGCUUUUAAAUAGGGCCUCAAAUAUAACCAAUUUUCCCCCCAGAUUUUGUGUUUACAAGUGAGCGUCCUCAUUAUUCACUGGCAUUUUUUUCAAGUUUCAUAUGCACGUGCACAACCAGCAAAAGAUAUAAAUUUGCAUAAAAAAGAACUCUCUAUUACUUUCCGAAGAAAUAUCAGUAAUAUGCUAAUAGCUGCCUUGUCGUCACAGAUAGCAGUGAGAGCCGAAACGGUGAACGUCACGGCUCAUCGCGUAGGAUGGAAUACUUAUGCCAUGUUUAGACUUGAGCGUGCUACCGAGGUAUUGGAGUUAACUUACCUAGGUAAAUAUUUUGCGUGUGUAAACGCCAACUGAUACCCUGGUAAACACCGCUCAAGACAAUAGAAAGUUAACUAAGGUAAAAGUUCGGUUUGCCCUGCGAAAAGGCAUGGUUAAGGUCGGUAACCAAGGUUUGGAUGACAGAUACAUCCGCUUGCGGUCGCAUAGAAUUUCAAAUCCUGUGGUGUCGGGAUUGCGUCAGGCUCAUUCGAUCACGUUUUCGAGACUAGGUUUUCGAGACUAGGUUUUCGACCAGGUUUCCACGUUUGGUUUCGGUCUACGAAGAAGUUAUGGCAAAAACCAAAGACACAAAAGACACACCAUUCUUCAACAAAAUUUCCGUUUAAUAGAGUUUCGAACCAGAAUUGGUUUCUCGGCCACGACCACGUACGUCUAACGCGCCUUGUCUUGCGAAGGGCAAUUUGUAGCAGAAUUAAUCGCUUUCGUCUCCACCUCUUUAGGUGCUGCAAAAGUAAGAGCUGCUGCAAACUCGAUUCCUGAGUUUGCUGAUCAAGAACAAGAAAAUAAAACGCGAGGACUACAAGAGCCACAGCUUCUCUUUUAAACGCGAGCAUUUAUGCGUGGAUUUAGAAUUUGCCGCCAAUUCGAUUAGAUUGUGAUUGAUGACAGACUUACCUUAGUUAUUUGAGCCCGCAUAAACACUGUACAAAUGUACCAGGGUUUAGUCAGUUAAUGUUUACCUUGGUAAACGCUUGAGUGUAAACACAGCAUUAAUUAUCUUACUCGGGUUAUAACAUCACAGAAACUAUCACAAAGAGUUGCUCUGAUGUUAUAAUGUAUCAUUAAUCUCUUUACCCGGUAAUUAGCAUAUCCCGAAGAUUUAACCGAGGGUCCUUUUUGAUGCAAAUUCUAUCUUUUUGCUAAAUAUGCACGCGUAUAUGAAACUUGAAAACAAUGCCAGUGAAUAAUGAGGACGCUCACUUGUAAACACAAAAUCUAGGGGGAAAAUUGGUUAUAUUUGAGGCCCUAUUUAAAAGCCUUCCGUGUUUUCAAUGUUCUUAAAACUUGCAGGGAAUAUUUCUUGACGAUUGCUCUCGGGACUGUCGAAUUUAUAAAAAAUGGAAAAAUGCGAAAUUCUUAGGCAUGGACCAAAUUACGUCCAAAAACUGUAUCAAAAGCAGCUGAAUGCAAGUUAAUAAAAUUCUUCUUACUCGCGAUCGCCUAGAGCAAUUCCCCUCUUUUUUCGUAUGCAGUUUUCAAUGGAGUCAAACCACUAUGAGAUGAAGCCUCGUUCCCAAAGCUUAUCAUUUUCUUAAAAUAUUAGCGAAUUGUGUAGGUAGCAUGCUAUUUCACUGUUUUUAUCAUUCUUAAAACUACAUUUCAAAAUACUUCGAAAACGCUCUCAUAGAAUUUGUUCAAACUUUACCAUAAUGGAGGCAAUUAUAGCAGGUACAUACUCCCUUAAGCGAUUUCUUGAAAAAACUCCUGGAACAGAGAAACACAAAGAUACAUGAAAAACGUAAUUACGUCAUUACGUUGCCAUGGCUACUCCGAUUGCAAUAAAACCCAGAUCAUAAGAAAUUUUCAUCUUUAUAUAAUACAGUUGUGGUAACCUUUUUUCCAUAUCUUUACUCAUGCCGACGUAGUUAAUGCUCAAAGUUGGAAGGUAUCAACCCCAAAAAAUCCAGUCGAGCCACCUUAAAACGAGCAAAGCGAAAAUCCCAGCCCCCUCGCGUUUUUCUCGGAGCCUGGAACAGGCUAACCACUCAGGCGCUCUACAAUCUAGCGCUGUUAGUUGCGACAUAAUAAACAUCGACCAAAAACUGAACCUGUUCUCACUGCGACAAAAAAUAGAGUUUGGCCUUUGCAAACUGAUAAUUGGAAAAUUUUGUAAUUACCAACACUUUAAAGAUGCCUAAAACUUUCUCCUAGGCGACAAAAUCCUCUGUUCCCUUUAUUUUGACAGCUAUCCUUCGUUGGGUCAUUUUAUUUCGCGAACGUUAACAAUUAACGUUACUGGUUACACGAAUAAUUUCGUGUGUCUCAUUUGCGAACAGGGUUUCAAAAAUAAGAAAGAAGCAAGAAUCAUUGUUGCAGGCGCUAAUCAAAAGGGAUAUGCUACUAUAUAGUUACGAACUGUUGUACACGAAUUUUGGUUAGCGUAAUCAGUUCUUGCUUUGAAUAAAAAGGUUAUCAAGGUUUUCUGUACAGAUGCUUUGAGACGUGUGCCUUUUAUUCGUUAAAACAUUGGUUGUUAUAGUCAAGAGUACUGUAGUCCCAUUAUACACUUUACACAAAUGUGUAGUGAUUGCGUGAAUAGCGCGCACUGCAAAAGAUCGUGAGGUGACAGCUCAUGCAAACCCGACUUUUGCAUGGGCUAAUUUAGCAACAGAACAGGAACGUCAGUUGACGGGAAAGCGCGUGGAAAGGACUAAACGCGACUUUCCAAAUUUGCCGCUCUGCCAUUGGUCAAGCUAGUUGUUAGAUUUGAGCGCGACGUCGUCAACUGACGUUCCCGUUCCGUUGCUAAAUCAGCCUAAUUUUCUCAGAUAAUACGCGCGCUCUGAUUGACCAAGAGUUGUGUUUGCAAGAGGGUUUUUAGUAACGACGUCACGAUCUUUCGCGGUGCGCUCGCUAUUUAAUGCGCGCAAUCACUUCGCUCUUUAUCUUCGAGAUUAUCCUCAUCAACAAUAAGCAGAUCAUCCCAUUCCUCAUGUAUUCGUACCACAGGUCUCCCAAACGUAAUAUGAGAGUUUGUAUGGGAAAAAAAGAGUUUGAAACUUAGAUGAAAUAAAUGAACAGGCAGUGUAAUAAUGAUGUAAAAGUGCUCAAAUCGCGCUGAAACUUCAUAAAAACAAAGACAACGACUCCAGGUAACAAUAUUUACACUUUAUUGACAAAUUUUCUCGCUUUUACUUCAUUCAUUUUUUUUCCCAUACAAACUCUCAUAUUACGUUUGGGCCACCUGUGUUCCUACUAUUUAAGAAAGUUAUGAGGAGGAGAGAGGGGACUUAUUCGAUAGCGGCGUUUGUUUGAUAUUAUGGCCAACGGGGUGAGCGGUUAUUCGGGGACGGGCGCUUAUUAGAGCGUGGGACCUUACCGAGAAAAUACGGUACACAGAUAUGUAACAGGUUAAAUCAAAAAAGUAAAAUGAACGCACCGGACAGACCAGCAAACGCGUUAAGAUGCAUUUAGCCAAAAUAGAAAUACCGUUGGUUGAAAAAAAAAAAGUUAAUAAGCGCCUCCAUUAUUAAGCGCCCUCCUUCCUAUAAGCACCUCUCCUUUUAGCCGAGCUGGGGCGCUUGUUCGAGGAAAUACGGUAUUUACGUCAUAGCUUGCAAAAUAUAACGAAGUUUUAAAGAGCUGCCUCGUAACACCACCACUACUAUGAUUCUAAGAGAAGGGUUGGGAAAUGACCUUAAUGCCAAAGGUCCCCAGACUGUGACUGCGUGCUUACGUUAGAGUUUGUUCUACAGAAUUGCAGCUGCAGCCUUGUGCUAAAUUCUUCAACAACUCCAAGUUCGGCUUCUAUCGGCAGGUUAUGGCACUGAUAACGGUCCUGAUAGCGUUUAAUAAAAUCACCCAGUCUGGGAGUUGACAACCAAAGUUGUGAUAAACAAAAUGAUCAGUAUUUGGAUUUUAACAGGAAAGAACGUGUCUAAGGGUAUCGCUAUCUUAAGCUAUGGAUUGUCUUUAUUCACUCUAUACCGGAGAGCUUUUGUGCCGGCACAAAAAGAAAGCAUACCGGAUAGGACUACUGGUCACGCAAAGAAGGGUGAUUUCGGCCCGAAAAAGCAAAGCUGCGACGCGCCGAUCACUAAACAGAAGAGUCACAUACCGGAUAGGUGUUCAUACUUUGCCGGAUAGCUUUUUGUGUCUGCACGUAAAGCUAUCCAGUGCAGUGUGAACUGGUCAGUAUAAAACAAGAACUGUGGACUGUGGACCACGGACUACGGACUGGGUUUAAAACACGGACUAGGUAUAAAAUGAGGACUCCGGACUGAGUAUAAAAACACGGACUAAGUGUAAAACGCGGACUACGGACUAUGUAUAUAAAAACAGCUUUAGAACGGUAAAACUGAGAGAAACGGAAAGCGAACUGGCAUAAAACAGUAGUCCCAGCUCCUUCCCUCACACACAAACAUUCCUUUAGCUGGUCAUGAUCAUGCAGUCUAUUCUCCCCAACGUCAGCGUCAUGAGGGGAAGGAAAGCAUAAUGCACGGAGAAGGAAGGUUAUGCCGCUACUCAAGGCAACUGAAAUUAAACUCUGAAUUUUAUAAAAAGGAGGAGUUACAAGAAAAUUCAAGUCAGUUAAACUAAUAAGAAGCACCGUUUAAAAAAAAGUAUCGGUGUUAGCCAGAGUAAAAUUCUUAUAGAUGCUACUAUUCGGUUUCAAAUAAAGCCUUGGGAAUAUGUGAAAAUGAAGAACUCAUACGAGAAGGUCAAUAUAGGGAAAUUCUGCGAUGUAAAAAAGGAGUAUUUAGGGGGGAGGGAUUACUCACCUAUGUACGUUAAUAAUAACCGAAAUGAAUCAUCCAUCAUUAUAUUCUACGCGAUGAUUAAUAUUAUGAUGACAUGAUUUACACCCUGCUCCUGACCUCCGGAGGGGGUACUAUGAUAAUUCUUGGUUGGGAUGUGCUGCCCAGUUCUUCAAAUCCUGACCCUAUUUCAAACCAAAAAAUGUCAUUUUCCACACUCGUUUUCAGACCAGAUCUCUAAAAUCCACACCUGUUUUCAGACCUGGCCUAAUUUAGGCUGUACCAGGCUCUCAGAUAGUGGAGGAACUGACUCCCAAGUUUCUUCCCGUUUUUGUUUUGUUGUUUUUCUUUUUCGUGUUCGCGCUUUCUCAAUUCAGCGGAUCCAACUAUCUCGAACUAUUAGGCUAGGCCUAAUUAGGCAGAAAUUAUGCCAUCAUAACUAGAUUAGAAUGCAUUUCGAAUUCGCAUAUUUUUAUUUCGAUUCGUUCUUAUUCAUUUGGAAUUGAAACGAUAAAUACAUGUACGCUCCCGUAGUUCCCUCGAAUCCAGACCAAAAUGAGCAAAGUGUUUUUAGACCAAAAAGGCCUAAAAUCCUCCCCUUUGGGGCGGCACAUACCUAUAUGGCUUAUAUAAGGGAGUACUCUCCCCCGGCCCCCGCCGGUCCUAACCCCUCUCAUGAUUGUUAGAGACCAGUACCAGGUCUAAAAAUGGGUGAAGAAAAUAGAAUUUUGGUCAGUCUCAUGAUUCAGAGAACCGAGCGGCACACCUCCACCCAGAAUUUCUAGGUGUAUUUAUAACUUAAACUUACGUGUCUUUUUUAUUUAGGGAUCUUUUGAUCUUAUUUUUCCUUACCUAGAAUCAAUAAGCACCUUUUUUUACCAACGUAGUCCACAGUCCGCAGUCCACGUUUUAUACCUAGUCCAGUUUUUAUACCCAGUCCGCAGUCUGUAGUCCGUGUUUUAUACUGACCGUAGUGUGAACUUUAGCCUUAAAAGCCAGUCUCUGUAAGGUCCUCAUAUCGAGUUUUGGCAACAAAAUGGAUUUCGCUCAUAAUUUUUUUGUAGACUUAUUUUAAUAAGUAUAUAACAAAUAUGAAACUAGAUUGGAGAAAUUCGCUUCUGUAAAUUUUUUAACGAAUUUUCUUUCGGCGCCACAUGAGGACCUGAGAUGCCUCUGAAAUAUGCAAAUUUUGUCAAAAAUUCAACCGAUUGCUCCGGAUAAAAGAGUGCCACCCAAAGCAAUUUACCACUUAUUUUAAUUGAGCCUUUAUCCUUAAAAUAAUACAGGUCAGAAUCAGCAACACCUUUUCGUUUAGAAAAUCUGAGGAAACACACUUAGACCCUUUGACUCACUUAGCAAAACAUACGAUUUUAGCCAAAUUCAGUACCCAUUAUCACCAUUGUACUGUUCUCGUGCAAGUUACCGCCUUCAGGUCUUUCCUCUGUGAUCAAAGGUUAAUAUAAAUUAAAGGCCAAGUUUUAAUUUGAACAAGUUUUUAUUUGUUUCAGUGCAAUAUCUGGCGUAUAUUUACCACUUUGUAAAAGAAUGGCGCAAGAACCCAAAGUGUUCAUUAUCCUGCUGCCUGGCCUUGCUGUUGCCACUUAAUCAACUACAAGGAGAGAUACGCGGAUUUACUGAGACGAACAUAAUGAAGCAGCAACUGCAAACUGGUAACAUCGACAUGCCAACGAUUGGUAGUACUUUAAGGGAGAGUGGGGCAGUUGAUGUUACUCUUGAAGAACAUGCAGAACGAGAACAAGAGGAGGCAACAACUGACGAGAAAACCAUUGCACAGGGCGUUUCGACAAUUACAAAGGUGAUUUGUGCUAGUACUUUAAGGGAGAGUGGGGCAGUUAAUAUUGCUCUUGAAGAUCAUACAGAACGAGAACAAGAGGAGGCAACAACUGACGAGAAAACCAUUGAACAGGGCGUUCAGACAAUUGUAAAGGUGGUUAUUCAUGAGCCUCCAAGAGAAACUUACGACACCAAACUCUAA
This is a messenger RNA of Porites lobata, 12803 nucleotides long. Lineage: Eukaryota; Metazoa; Cnidaria; Anthozoa; Scleractinia; Poritidae. The record is from the annotation of a GenBank genome assembly.